Molecule: messenger RNA, 1779 nt
Organism: Fundulus heteroclitus (mummichog)
Lineage: Eukaryota; Metazoa; Chordata; Actinopteri; Cyprinodontiformes; Fundulidae
Product: homeobox protein Hox-A10
Exons: 2
Coding region: 246-1373 (375 amino acids)
Biological process (GO): regulation of transcription by RNA polymerase II
Cellular component (GO): nucleus
Molecular function (GO): RNA polymerase II cis-regulatory region sequence-specific DNA binding; DNA-binding transcription factor activity, RNA polymerase II-specific
Source: RefSeq, a predicted model, not a curated record
UGAGCAGCAUUGGACUUUAGCCUCUUCUGCACAGGUUGGUGCAUUAAGGCGAGGUGUGGAAACACUCUGAUUGCUCUGCUCUCUUCUUUCUCUGCCUGAGCUCCAUGAUGGAUUUCUUUUCGACUGCUACGUAGCCUCGGAGUGGGAGGGGACUGCCCCUUCUUCCUGAAUGUUCAUUGGUUUUACAGUCCUCUCGGCGGCGAAGGGGGUGCCUCUAAUCAUAUCCAGCAUGUUUUGCACAAGAAAUGUCAGCCAGAAAGGGCUAUCUUCUCCCUUCGCCAAAAUACACCACAAUAAUGUCAUGUUCGGACAGCCCGUCUGGAAACGCGUUUUUAGUUGAUUCUCUGAUCAGUGCGCGCACCGAGAGCGGCGGAGGUCACUAUGCUGGGAGCGCGGUGUGCGUGCCGCACAGCGCCGCGGCAGAAGUGCCUUACGGACUACACAACUAUGGAUACUUCCCAGGUAUGACUAAACGGACCGAGGUGGGUCCCCAGAACGUGGUCUCCGCCCCGGGUGCGUACAUGUCCAGCAUGGAGAUGUGGAUGGACGCGCAGAGGUCAUGUCGAGUGGACCAAGAGCACUCUGUGGGUCCCCAGGUCGCACCCUGCUCCUUCCCGCAGAACAUCAAGGAAGAGAGCACCUACUGCCUGUAUGAGCAAUCCAAGUGCCCCAAAGCCUCCACCGCCGAAGACCUUACGUAUUCAAGAUUAACCUCUUCGUGUAAAGUCAAUGAUGGCGGCGGCAGCGCUGGGGGCGGAGGGGGGUCAGUGCCCGUGCCGGGCUUCUUCCGCUUGUCUCAGCCGCACGCACAUUCUCCUAAAUUUUACAGCGCCAACAGCGGCCCCCAGUCAAACCCUUCCCAUUCCCACUACGGCCUGCAGCAUCCCACCGAUCUCGCUCGCUUCCACUCGCCGCCGACCUCCACGUCCGCUCCAGCCACCGCGGAGAAGAAGGGGAGGGACGCCGAGGAGACAGCAGACCUGCCGCCUCAAGCUGCGUCGAGCACCGAGGAGGGGCGCGACUCCUCGGACGCCGAAGCCUCCUCUGCGGAGGAAACCGAGGAGAAUGAAAAGCAGAGAGCAGCAAAUGCCAAUAAAGGAGACGCAAAAAGCGAAAACACGGCCAACUGGCUGACGGCGAAAAGCGGCCGAAAGAAGCGCUGUCCGUACACCAAGCACCAGACGCUGGAGCUGGAGAAGGAGUUCCUCUUCAACAUGUACCUGACCCGAGAGCGCCGCCUAGAGAUCAGCAAGAGCGUCCACCUGACGGACAGACAGGUCAAGAUCUGGUUCCAGAACCGCAGGAUGAAGCUGAAGAAGAUGACGCGGGAGAACAGGAUCCGGGAGCUCACGUCCAACUAUGGCUUUUCAUGAUGAACAGACAACGCGGAAGGGAAGAUAAAAGAAUAGAUGAAUUUAUUGACAGGCUACUCUACAAAUCCCUCACCGAUUGCCCCCCGCCCCCUUCCCCCACGCCCAGUGUUUCAUUUCUCUGGGAGAUGCAACCUCCUCUCAUCGCCCAUCACCGUCUCUGACCUACUGAGGAAACCGUCCUUGGGUGUUUUAGCUCUGACUGUUUUUUCUGACGUGUUUUUGUAUCGUUACAUCUGUGGUAGGACGGGGCCGUGUGGUUAAAUCAGUGCAACACACACACACACACACACACACACACACACACACACACACACACACACACACACACACACACACACACACACACACUAUAUUCUCUCUAUGUAUCAAGCAGGAUUGACACUUACAAGAAAAAAAAUAAUAAUAA